Molecule: messenger RNA, 696 nt
Organism: Daldinia childiae
Lineage: Eukaryota; Fungi; Ascomycota; Sordariomycetes; Xylariales; Hypoxylaceae
Product: ATP synthase subunit g, mitochondrial
Exons: 3
Coding region: 1-696 (231 amino acids)
Biological process (GO): proton motive force-driven ATP synthesis
Molecular function (GO): proton transmembrane transporter activity
Source: RefSeq, a predicted model, not a curated record
AUGUCGUCCGCUCUCGCACGUCCCCUGCUUCGGCAAUCGGGAGCUUGGGGUCGCAUGGCGGCCCGAAGGUUCGAGUCGACUACUACCGCUAAGGCUUCCGAGGCGGCUAAGGAGACGGCUAAGGAGACUGCAUCGAAAGCCUCUUCGAACGCUUCCCAAACUGCCUCGCAGUAUGCCGCAAAGGCGUCCGAAUACACAGCGAAGGCAACCGAAUACUCGGCUAAGGCAGCGCAGGGUCUCUCGAGGGUCACUUCGACGGCUGGUCCGGCCAUUGCAGGCGCCGCCAAGGGAAUUGCGAACUCGCUGGGCAAAGUUGGUGGUCGCACUGGAAGAUUAGUCGCAUUUUUUGAGAGAUCAGUACCUACGGUCGUCUACUACUCCAAGGUCGGCUCGGAACUCGCCAAGAUCGUCUUCAGGGGUCAGAAGAUGUCACCACCUUCUCUUACUACUGUCCAAAGCUACUGGCAGAACGUGUUGCAGUCCGCGAAGAACCCGACUUCUCUGCUUCAGACGGCAUCCAAGAUUGCAGAUCAACCCGCCAGUAUCAUCCAGCAAGCGAGAAAUAUCAGCAGAGCUCAGCUCAUUACUACCGGCGUUCUGGUUGCGGAAUGCGUUGGCUUUUUCACCGUCGGUGAGAUGAUCGGCCGCUUCAAGAUAAUUGGGUACCACGGUGGCUCUCACGCCGAGCACCACUAA